Molecule: messenger RNA, 858 nt
Organism: Trifolium pratense (red clover)
Lineage: Eukaryota; Viridiplantae; Streptophyta; Magnoliopsida; Fabales; Fabaceae
Product: protein FAR1-RELATED SEQUENCE 5-like
Exons: 2
Coding region: 1-858 (285 amino acids)
Molecular function (GO): DNA-binding transcription factor activity, RNA polymerase II-specific
Source: RefSeq, a predicted model, not a curated record
AUGGCUUAUCUCGGCGAUACAAGUCAAAUGUUGGUAGAUACUACGGAUGUUUUUACAACUCAUCAAAAAUUUGCUACCGCAGAUGAUGUUGUCAAAUGGGCUCGAGAUGUUGGAGAUGCCAAUAAAGUCGGUAUUAUCAUUACUCGGUCGGAUAAAAAGAACGGAAUAAGAGGAAGAAAUGACAAGUUGAUUUUGGGUUGUGACAAAGGUGGAAAGUAUGACUCUUCAGAAAGUUCCACGACAUCUGCAUCGAAAAAGUGUAACUGUCCAUUUAAAAUUAGAGCUGCACCUUCAACAGAUGGUUCAGGAUGGAAAGUUCAGGUUAUUCAUGGAGUUCACAACCACGGGCUACCUGAUCAAUAUCAUGGUCAUUCUCGCAAGGCACGUUUAACCGCUGAUGAAAACAAACGUGUUCAAGAUUUGACAAAGCGUAAAGUAGCACCAAGACACAUUGUUUUAGAUUUGAAAGAUCAAAAUCCAGAGUCUGUUGUUGAUGCCACACUUGUAUAUAGGAAAAGACACAUGAUGCAAAUACAGGAAAGAGGUUCCAGAACAGAGCUGCAACACUUGCUGCAGUUGUUAGAUGAUGCAAAAUAUGUCAGCUGGAAUAGAAGAAAAGAUGAUGGCUCCGAUGUUUUGAGUGAUAUUUUUUGGGCGCAUCCAGAUUCAAUCAAGUUGUUGAACUUGUUUCCCAUUGUUUUGGUUAUGGACUGCACGUACAAAACUAAUAAAUAUAGACAGCCACUGCUUGAAAUUGCUGGCAUAACGUCAACUAACAUGACAUUUGCUGUUGGAUUUGCUUACAUGGAAUCUGAGAAGACGGACAAUUAUCAUUGGGCGUUAGGGAGUUUGCUUUGA